AUGAACAUUCUAAUAAAGAUAGGGAGUGAAAGAGCUGUUGAUGAAAAUGAUCUUUUACCUCUUAAAGAAGAAAACACUACUUGGUUUUUGACAGAGGAGCUUCAGGCAAAAUGGAGCGAAGAAACAGCUAAUAGCAAAAUACAGGAUGUUAAACCAAAACUCUGGAAAAGUGUGUUGAAGAUGCUAACAGCGAAGGACUUUUUAAUCCUUAUUACAGCUGGCAGUCUGAACACAGUUGGUCGCAUUCUCCAACCACUGCUUCUUGGAUACCUUCUAAAAUCCCUGAUUAUUGCAAGGCUAAAACACAAUUAUCUUCUCUACGGUUGUGCUUCUGCGUUUGGGAUAAACGAACUAAUCAGUUCUCUUAGCAUGCACCAGUUUGACUACCGAUGUGAGGUGCUUGGAACCAGGAUUAGCAGCGCCCUUAAAGGAUUAGUCUACAUGAAGGUAAAGAAAAAAUUUAAUAGGCACUUUAAGGGGUGUCGGUAAAACGCGGGUUUGGGGUCGGGGCCGAGGGCGGGGUCGGGUCCUAUCUCUUCUUUUAAAGAAUGCUGUUUUAGGGUUAGGGUUAGAGUUAGGGUUAGGGUUAGAGUUAGGGUUAGGGUUAGAGUUAGGGUUAGGGUUAGGGUUAGGGUUAGGGUUAGGGUUAGGGUUAGGGUUAGGGUUAGGGUUAGCGUUAGCCUUGAGACUGACCCUAACCCGAACCCUAGAACAGCAUCCUUUAAAAAAAAAAAGUUAGAUCCCGACCCCGCGUUUUACUGAUACCUCGGACUUUAAGCACCGUUAACGGCAACGGCGACGGCGACGCUUUCAAUAGUUACUUACAAGGACAACAGCAGCAAAACAAGAAUAAAACUAAGCUAGUAGCCUCUUGUUUACCUCGAUCGGUCUUCUAAUUUAAUUUGCUCCUCUAUGAGAAAAACAACAAAGGCCUCUCUACAUGUAUGAUCGUGAUAUCAAACCGAUGGAACCUAUAGUUUAGGCUCAUAUUUAGGCAAUGAAGAGGCCAACAGGAAAGAAAAUUAUUCAUUCAGCGAGAACAAAUUGUUCAUAAAACUUUGUUGGAUGUCACAUAAAAAUUACGUUUCUGUAAAUGACAGAGUAAAUUCAUACUCGAACUAGACAUGAUUCACAAAAAUCAAAGAUAAAAUGUUCCCAAGUUCCAAUCAGAUUCAUCAUCAUCAUUAUCAGUCCUUAUCAUUAUCACUAAGCAAUCAGAACAAACGCAUGAAAGGAAAACAUGUAGCGAUAAUAUUGUAACGAUCCACAUACAAUGUAAUAGCAUGAUGAAAAUAGUUAUAGCUAUUUUUGUUAGUGAUGACUUUAUUCCAAGAUAAAUAUAUGAACUGUUUUGCUUUUUUGCAGGCGCUUCUCCUUAACAAGGAUACAUUGUUGAGGUUUUCAACCGGUCAAGUUAUUGAUCUCGUAUCAAAUGAUGUCCAGCGAAUAGAGGGCGACACUUUUCAAUUGUUUUUUCUGGGAAUUCGAUCUAUCGUGGAGCUCUUAACAGUAACGUUUUUUCUAGUCUAUCUAAUCGGAUGGCAAGCUGUAAUGGGAAUCAUUUUACUUUGUAUGUGCCUGCCAUACGUUGCUGGACUGUCCUAUGCUGGAGCUGUACUGCGCCUACGUACAGCCGCGGUAACUGAUCACCGCAUCACGUUGAUCAAUCAGGUUGUUUCUGGGAUCCGCGCCAUCAAAUGUAAUGUGUGGGAGGAUGAAUAUAGAGGCAAAAUAAAGAACGUCCGAAGGUAA
Molecule: messenger RNA, 1752 nt
Organism: Porites lobata
Lineage: Eukaryota; Metazoa; Cnidaria; Anthozoa; Scleractinia; Poritidae
Source: the annotation of a GenBank genome assembly